UGACCAGAGGGCAAGAUGCCUCUGAGCCCUGGGGAAGGAUGAGGACACACCUGAUGCCCAGGUGUAUGGGGGGAGGGCGGAGACUCACACACCUGGGGAAACUAAACUGACUUUGGAAGGGAUCACCUACCUAUGUCCUGUGAAAAAAGAGGUUUUUCCCAGAGGUCAAGAACUUAGACCAACUGAUUCAACUAAGGCCUCGGGGGGGGGCAGGGCCCGAGGAAGACAAGGUGCAUGGGAUGGAGGAGGGGAAGACCACCUGCUGGAAAGGGGAAGAAACACGAAAGGAGCGUGAACAGCCAAACAGUGGUGAACAUAACUGAAUGGCAGUAGACACCUGAGCUCGGGGAAAGGGGUUAAUCUCCUGAUGGGGAGAAACACCUGUAUGGGGAUGAGCUUCUUGAGAACACAUACUUUCUCUCUCUUGUUCGCUGCUGUAUCUCCAUGGUCUGAGAUAGUGUGUGACACAUAGUAGGCACUCAUUAAAUGUAUGUGGAGUGAUUAAAUGCAUGAAUAAUCAGCGGAGUUCUGGUAGGGUGUGGGGUUCAUGGGGAUGUGACCUCAGGUCAGGCACACUUGAGGCCUGGGUUUGCCUGUGUACAAAUAUGCACCUUGGAGGGGAGAAAUGCAUAGAGUUCAGGGAAGAAUGGUGGCCAAACCCCAGAACUCUGAAGCCCUGGGACAACCUCUUAAAUGGUAGGGGAGACCUUCCUCUUUGGAGUACUGGCCAGUUUCCAGAGCUGUCUGUGUUGGGCUUUGCAGGGCGCUGGGGUGGAGACCUUGACUCCAGUCCCUUCGCUCGCCAUGACGGACGGGAUCCUAGGGAAGGCAGCCACAAUGGAGAUCCCCAUCCAUGGGAACGGUGAAGCUGGGCAGCUUCCUGAGGAUGAUGGGCUGGAGCAGGACCUCCAGCAGGUGAUGGUGUCAGGACCCAACCUCAAUGAAACCAGCAUUGUGUCUGGUGGCUAUGGGGGCUCUGGUGAUGGACUCAUCCCCACAGGGUCUGGCCGCCAUCCACCUCACAAUGCUACUCCUGCUGGCCCUGGAGAUGAGGUGGCUCGGGGCAUCGCUGGAGAGAAGUUCGACAUCGUCAAGAAAUGGGGCAUCAAUACAUAUAAGUGCACAAAGCAGCUGUUAUCAGAGCGAUUUGGCCGAGGCUCCCGGACUGUGGACCUGGAGCUGGAGCUGCAGAUCGAGCUGCUGCGUGAGACGAAGCGCAAGUAUGAGAGUGUCCUGCAGCUGGGCCGGGCACUGACAGCCCACCUCUACAGCCUGCUGCAGACCCAGCAUGCACUGGGGGACGCCUUUGCUGACCUCAGCCAGAAGUCCCCAGAGCUCCAGGAGGAAUUUGGCUACAAUGCAGAGACGCAGAAGCUGCUGUGCAAGAACGGAGAGACAUUGCUAGGGGCUGUGAACUUCUUUGUCUCUAGCAUCAACACAUUGGUAACCAAGACCAUGGAAGACACUCUCAUGACUGUCAAACAGUAUGAGGCUGCCAGGCUGGAAUAUGAUGCCUACCGGACAGACUUAGAGGAGCUGAGCCUAGGCCCCCGGGAUGCAGGGACGCGUGGUCGACUCGAGAGUGCCCAGGCCACUUUCCAGGCCCAUCGGGACAAAUAUGAGAAGCUGCGGGGAGAUGUGGCCAUCAAGCUCAAGUUCCUGGAAGAAAAUAAGAUCAAGGUGAUGCACAAGCAGCUGCUGCUCUUCCACAACGCCGUGUCCGCCUACUUUGCUGGGAACCAGAAACAACUGGAACAGACCCUGCAGCAGUUCAACAUCAAGCUGCGGCCUCCAGGCGCUGAGAAGCCCUCCUGGCUAGAGGAGCAGUGAGCCACUCCAGCCCAACCUGGCUAUCAAGAAGGACAUCGGGAGGGGUAGUCCCAGGGUGGGGGAGAUUUGGACAUGGGACAUCCCUUGCCACCUGCACCCUGGCUUGGGUUCCCUUUCCCUGGCUGGGGCCUGACAGGGGGCCUGCAGGCCCAGCAGCUGCAGCCCUGUCCUUUAUCUUCCUGGCCACUGGGCUUCAUUCCCAGAUCUUUUCCUUUCACUCCACAGCCAAAGGCUAUGACAAAACCACUCCCUGGCCAAUGGCAUCACUCCUCAGGCUUAUCCCCAGUUUCUGGGGUGUGCCCCCUGACCAAUGGCAGAGCCUCAAAAGGCCCUGUCAGCCAAUGGCAGCUCUUCUUGGGCUCCCCUGGGCCAAUGAUGUUGCCUCCAGUACCCUUUGUCCCUCCUCAAUGCGUGCCCAUUGCAGAGAAGGGGACUGGGACCAAAAGGGUGGGGAUAUAGGGAGCCCCAUUUUUGGCCAUGCAUCUGAAUGGGUCUCCCCUCACCUGCCCACCCAGUUUAAUUGUGCUUAGAGCCCUGGAAGAUUGGGACCUAGCACUAGGAAUAAACCUUUCAUAAAAGCAG
Odocoileus virginianus texanus is the source of this 2412-nucleotide messenger RNA. NCBI's taxonomy places the organism in Eukaryota, Metazoa, Chordata, Mammalia, Artiodactyla, Cervidae. The record is from RefSeq and is a predicted model, not a curated record.